UUACCCAAUAACAUAAUAUUUACUUAUUUAUACUGGCGCUAAUUUAUUUACAAUGGAGGGACUAAACGAUGACUGCGUGUGUAACAUACUGGAGUUCCUGCCACUCGUGGAGCAGAUCAAGAUGGCCAGGCUGGCGCCGCGGUUCCAGGAGCUCCUCUGCCUAAUUGUGUGGCGAAAGCCGCGCUACCGGAAGGUUUCCGUGUCCGAUUCCAUGCUGGAACCUCUGAGUAAGGAGGACUACAUAUAUUUCUUCGAACUGACGAGCCCUGCAAUGGAGGAGCUGUAUAUUUGGAACGUGCACAAGAAGGCGUUCGACUCGUACUUGGGUCGCCAUCUGAUGCGACCCGAAUUGGCCUUCUAUCUGCGCAGGGAUUACAGCAAUCUCCGGGAGCUCUGCAUUGCGGAUGAGAACAUGAACAAUGGCAUGAUAAGCACGAUAGCUAAGAGCUGUCGCCAGCUGCGUAGCCUAAGCGUGUCCAGUGCGUACAUCACGGGAAAGUACCUCACUGGACUCUCCAAUUUAGAAACCCUAGUGGCACCCGAAUGCUCCGUGGAGCUGCCCCUUCUUACAGAGUUGCUGGAACAAGUUCCUCUGAAGCAUCUGGACCUCACCUCAAAUCGAUAUCCCGUAGAGGAGACUAUACUGCAGACGGAGGGAAGCAAACGACUAGAGCGACUUGGCCUAUCUGAUGCCCAAGACUACGGCUUUCCAAUGGCCGAUAGUCUGCCUCAACUGAACACGCUGGUGGUGAGCUACCACAAGGUAAGCACCCAGAAACAACUAGUCAUGCUGGAGACAACGCGCCAGCGUGUGGAGCGAGCCUCGAGAAAAUUUCCCCGGCGCCUGCAGUCGAUCUUGUGCAAUGUGGUGGAUGUGGAGGUGGCCCUCGAGCAGAUUGCAGGCCUUGAGAAACGCCAUCCCAGGGACACCCCAAAGUUCAAUGAGCUUCUGAAGAUCAUGUACUUCUUGUCCAAUCCGCAGGGCGGAGAUAAGAAAUCACCUUGAGAUGGUCAUGGAUCUUCCUCGGAGAUGCCCCCCCACAUUUGCCCUUGUAAAUACAUAGAUAGGUACUAGACGUCACCCAAGUGACAAGUGGAACUGAUAUGAUUAUCUGCUACUAGCUGCUCCCCAUGGUAAUUAUGUGUCUUCUCAGAUAAGGCUCGUUUGUUUGGUUAUUUUGUUUGUUUACCAAUAAUUUUUCGGCGCCAUGUCCAAACACUUCUAUCGCUUUUGAAAUGUACACCGAAAUUAUGUGUACGCUACCCUGGAAGAUGGCAUUAAACUUUAGCACAGAUGCAAUAUUACGUAUUUUGAGAUUAUAUUCACCAUCGUGCCUAAAAGUGUUAAAUCCAGUUUUUGCUACCUUUCUGCCAAUUUGAAAUUAAUUGAAUUAGUUUUCUAUAAGGCCGUUUUCUGCACAUUUAUUAUUUUAGUAGAACAUUUGACAAUAUCUUUAAUUUAAUGUUAUUCUUACGUUCCCUGUUGAAAGUUUUAUUUAUCGAUACAAGGGUGUCCACAAUUUCAGUGGUUGCGGUGGUCACCAAAAGAAUGCAUUGAUUAAAUGCUUUGCUCAUGCAUAUUUGUGCCACUUUGUUAUUUCAUUCAAUCGGAUGAAGCUGUGAUAAAAUGAACCAAAUAUUCCAUUGACUUGUUAGACCCCCUCCUAAUUGAUACAUAUAUGUACAUCAAUUAGGACCCAAUUGUCAUACUCUGCAAGUUCCCUUUCCUCUUUUGUCGGCACAAUUUUCCCAUGAAUACGAGGUAUAUUGUUGUUUAAAUUUGUACCACUAGCUUUGUAUUAUUUCGUUGAUGUAAUAAAAUACAAAUUGAAAAACUUUA
Messenger RNA from Drosophila teissieri, 1840 nucleotides. RefSeq lists its product as uncharacterized. Lineage: Eukaryota; Metazoa; Arthropoda; Insecta; Diptera; Drosophilidae. The coding region runs from base 53 to 1006 and encodes 317 amino acids. The transcript has a single exon. The record is from RefSeq and is a predicted model, not a curated record.